Molecule: messenger RNA, 819 nt
Organism: Cryphonectria parasitica EP155
Lineage: Eukaryota; Fungi; Ascomycota; Sordariomycetes; Diaporthales; Cryphonectriaceae
Exons: 3
Cellular component (GO): fungal-type vacuole; plasma membrane
Source: RefSeq, a predicted model, not a curated record
ACGUGCCCCGUCGACAGUGGCUACUUUAUAAUGUUGCCAUCUCUCACGGGUGUGGUGGUGAUCUUGGCAGCAUUCGCAUUGUUUGCUGUGGUCACUUUCUGGGAAUUAACAAGGUCCAAGACGACGACAUAUUCCUUGAUCCUGAUAACGGGCCUGGCACUAGACAUUCUCGGCUAUGUGGGAACACUGCUCCUCCGGUCCGAUCUUGCAAGCAAGACAUAUUUUCUCGUUUUCCUCCUCGGGACCACGAUGGGACCCACUCUCAUCACAGCGGCCAUCUACACUGUUCUCCCUCACAUAAUGGCCCUAUAUGGAAGUGACGUGAGCAUCGGUCUGAGCCCAGGCUGGAUCGUUUGCUUCCUGUUCCUGCUCGACAUCAGCACACUCUUUUUGCAGGCACUCGGGAGUGCAUUUGCUGCAGAGGGCUUUGACAAAAUCGAAGAAGGCACCAACUUCAUUGUAGCCGGUCUGAUCUUGCAAAUCAUGAGCAUACUGGUUUUCUUUGGCGUGUACUUGUGCUUCAUGUUUCGAGUCGCUCAGAGCAGACAAUUUCUUGAUCCACGGUUUUCCUACGUCUACCUGUCACUCAAGUUCAAGACAACCAUGUUGUGUCUGAACUUAUCCCUGCUUUUCAUUCUCGUCCGAACCGUCGCCCGCAUUGUCCAGUUUUCGAGCGGUCUGAGCUCUUCACUAUCACAAUCACAAUUUUACCUGCCUGUGCUCGACGGUGGUCUCGUCCUUCUUGCAGUGUUCCUUCUCACAAUUGCACACCCACCAUCGGCAUUCGGUGACGCCUGGACCACCACCUCCCCACGAAAC